AUACUUUAUAAGCUUUGUCUUUAUUCUUUCUUUCUUUUUAUUUUUAUUUUAUUCUUUUUUUUUUAUUAUAUUUUAUUUUCUUAUUUUAUUUUACUUUAUUUUAAUUCUUCUUUGGAAAUCUCUUUCUUGACUACCUCUUCACCAUGCCACAAAAGCAUUUGCUUGAUUCAGUUCUUGUCAAUAUUAAUUCGAAUGACGGAAAUGAACUAAUAAUUCGUGUAUCUCCAGUUCAUGACAAUAUUUUAUCAAUCAAGAAUCUGCUACGAAGAACACUUCCUAAUAUCACGCACAAAAACAUCCGGUUAAUUCACAACGGUCGACUAUUGGACGAUAAUUAUACUCUAGCAGACUAUGGUCUUGGCACCAUCUCUACAGUUUAUUUUCUAUGUUCACUAUCUGAAUUUUCUGAGAGUUCAACUCAAUUUAAAGAUUCUGACGAGGAAAGCGAAGGCCAAGAAGAAAGAGGGUUGGACAGACUAAGGAAGUCUGGGUACAAUGCCGAAGAAAUUAGAAGCAUUCGGAUGGAGUUUCACAGAACCCACAGGACUGAGUACAAUGGUGAAACCACAGAACAUCAAAGACAGUUAGAGGACGCAUGGAUGGAAAGUACAGGAGAGACAUUACCAGGAGGUACAGUGUACCAGAUCCUGUGUGGUCUCAUCUUGGGCUUCUUCCUUGGAUUACUGUGUCUGUUCUGGCUAAGGGAACCUGUAUUCACUAGGAAGCAUCGAAUGGGUAAGGGAAUCUUUAAGAGUUUUCCAAAAACCAAUAGGCUGUUAAUCUUUUGA
Molecule: messenger RNA, 788 nt
Organism: Phycomyces blakesleeanus NRRL 1555(-)
Lineage: Eukaryota; Fungi; Mucoromycota; Mucoromycetes; Mucorales; Phycomycetaceae
Exons: 4
Coding region: 144-788 (214 amino acids)
Biological process (GO): protein processing
Cellular component (GO): Dsc E3 ubiquitin ligase complex; endoplasmic reticulum
Molecular function (GO): protein binding
Source: RefSeq, a predicted model, not a curated record